AUGACCAUGGAUAUCAACCAACUUCGAAUUUCCAUCAUCGGCAACAUAGACGUCAAGUACAAGUUGGCAAACGAUGAAAGGUUUAUAAAAGAGAUAGUGACAGAGUUAUCCAAAAGUCUUCUGACUCCAGAAAACCUUAUUGAUGGUCUUACUGUCAUUAAGUUCUUGGCCAAGUUUGAUCAUAAGGUCUUGCAGUAUGAUGCGUUUAAACAGUUAAACUCAAUCCUAAUUGAAAUUAUUGAUCAAUUCACGGUUUAUAUGAUCUAUCACAACAAGAACAAAUCGGUUUUCGAAUUGACAAAGUCCAACUACGAAGCGGUCAGCUUAUGUAUUGAGUUAUUGAACAUUUUGUCUAUUAAACAGCCAAGUUUCAAAUUGUCACGGUUUGUUUUGGUGUUGUUGGAAAUUAAUUACGAAUCCAGCUUAACUUUGCCUCAAUCAUAUACUACUAGUUUGAUCACCCAAUGUGUUGAUUUGAUUCCCAUAAUCUCGAACCCUCAAUUAGAGCCUUUGCUUAUCACAAAAUUAAUAAGCAGAAUCAACUUUGAAAUAAGCUCUACCAAACCGUUAAGCUUGAAAUUCAUCUACAAGUUAGUGUUGAAUUUGAACUACAUUUUGAGCUAUGAGCUGAUUCACAAAUACAACCUUGAACUCCUCGACUCAACAAAAUUGGGGUUGUCUAAUUUGAUCAAAUUCGAUAAUGAGCUUUUGAACUUGAACAUUAUCAACUUAUUGUUCUUGUUCGAAAAGGAUCUUCAACCUAAAAAUUAUCAGGUCCAAGCUUAUGUGUCUUACGAUGAAAGUGUCAAUUAUGUCAAUAAGCUCAUUGAACUUAUUGAAAUCAACCAAUAUUCGAUCAACCCAUUCAAAACACUAUCGAACUUGAUCAUUAAGAACGAUAACUUGGUUUCUGAAUUGAUCAAAUUCAAGAUCGAUUUGAAGCUCAUCAACUAUUUGAAGGUCAACCUAAAGACUUUCAAAUUGAACAAGUUGAUAGAAAUAAACUUAUCAGAUAUUUUAUUACUCAUUAGUUUGUUGACCCAUAACCAAGAAGAAUUUCGGGUCAGGUUCGUGAACAAAUUCAACUUUAAGCAUUUGUUGAAUAAAUUGUGCAUAGACUACCGAACUUUUCUUAUUCGAUUUGCGAAGAAAGCAUCCAACAAUGAGUUGAGUCCUAAUGAUACACUAUUCAAGUUUAUUAACCAUAAGAUUUUUACAAACUGUUUCAAUAUGAUUAGAUCUCUCUCCAGGUCUAUAAUUUUAUUAAGAACCUUCUUCAUUGACUUAAAUAUUGUGGAUAUCUUGAUUGAUAUUUUGGCGUUGUUGGAAGGCUUAAGGAUUAAAUCUGAGAAUAAGUCCAUUGUUUUAAGUAUAUUUGCUAACUUGAUCUUGGAUUUCAGCUCCUUCCGUUACAACUUAAUCAACAAUGAAAAAUUUUUGAAUACAUUGUUGAAGGUCAACGAAAACAAUCAGGCAAUUGAUGAAGGUGAUGCUAUCUACAAAGAACAACUUAACCUCAUAUUCCUUCAAAUUUUGAAGAAUUUGAUGUACAACGAAAAUGAAGAAAACAAAAUCAAACUCAUCGAAUCUCAUUUCUCAUUGACCUUAUUGUUAAAAUUUAUAAGAUAUGAUAGGACUGAAGAUGGGACUGAACUACACAGCUUGAGAUUGAAACAGAAGUUGGCGAGCUUUGAUAUCGUCCGGAACUUAUCAUCAAACUCCAAUUACUUUAAUAGUCAUUUAUCAGAGUUCUUUAGCUCCCACUUGGAUAUGAGCUGGUAUCAUUUAUUAACCUUGAAUAUCGUCAACUUGUCAAAUUUCGACAGAAACUUGACACGACUCACUCAUGAUAAUCUCCUCAAGCUCAUUCACAAUAGUGACUACGUUAAUCUAAUUCUUUCCAUCAACUACAUUGAAAACCACAAGAUUUUGACCAUCAAUGAUCUUCACUUGAACAAAAACUUUUUAGGUUUAUGGCUUGUGUUUUUGAAUUUGUCUCCAUUCAAUAAAACCGAUAUCAAUGCCAGCAAGGCCCAGAUGUUCAAAUUCUAUUCUAAUCUAAAUGCCAUCAAAAUGAGUAUCCUCUGGAUCUUAUUGAAUCUUACCUGGCAAGAUAAAAAGUUCGAUAUCAUAUUGUUCAACGACUCCACUGAGUUGACCCUUGAAACCUCGGACGAUACCGAUUUGAUCGGUGACUUCAAAGAGCAUAUUUUCAAUGGGAACUCGACAUCUGCCCCCUCGGAAACAGUAAAUCUCAGUGACAUCGUCACCAGGGUAACGUUUUUGAAAGAUUUCGGAUUUGUGAGCUCGGUUAAAAGGCUCAAGAACUCGCUCACCACUCAGUCAAUCAUGGCCCACCUGAAAGAAGACGGGUUUAUGAUAAACGAUCUCAUCGAGAAGACUAGUUCGGUGUUGCACCAAGUAGAUUGUGUGCUUAAUGGAAAACCAAACCGCCCAUCCCAUAUUCAAGACCUCAAACGAUACAGUGCCUAUGGUGCUCCUGAGCCUCCAAAAUUUAUCCACACGACGUUCCACCCUGUUAACCGUGGUGGUGAAGGAUUUGGCUACGACUCGGACGAUUAUGUCGAUGCGGAGGAUAUUCAGGUUCAGGAUGCCGAAGAGGACGAACCUGCUGAUCACAAUGAGACCCGUGAUGAAGAUGAAGAUGACGAUGUGGACGGAGUUGACGAUGUGGAUGAUCUUUGGGUUCGGUGAUAGACAGCAACAUCAGCCGAGGCGAAUCUAGUUAGCAGCUACGGGCUAUAAACCAAUAUAGGAAAUCGGACGUAGCAUAUGAAGCAUACGAGAGCUAGACAAAAUAGUAUAGGUAAAAUACCAACCAAUACGGAUUUAA
Messenger RNA from Yamadazyma tenuis ATCC 10573, 2854 nucleotides. Its product is annotated as cAMP-dependent protein kinase. Gene Ontology annotation, biological process: protein phosphorylation. Gene Ontology annotation, molecular function: protein serine/threonine kinase activity; ATP binding. NCBI's taxonomy places the organism in Eukaryota, Fungi, Ascomycota, Pichiomycetes, Serinales, Debaryomycetaceae. The record is from RefSeq and is a predicted model, not a curated record. Gene Ontology annotation, cellular component: nucleus.